Molecule: messenger RNA, 2204 nt
Organism: Lytechinus variegatus (green sea urchin)
Lineage: Eukaryota; Metazoa; Echinodermata; Echinoidea; Temnopleuroida; Toxopneustidae
Exons: 4
Coding region: 325-1407 (360 amino acids)
Source: RefSeq, a predicted model, not a curated record
AACAGGGGGCACCUACACUACAGUAUCCAGAGGGAAUAAUAAUUGAUACCUCCCUUGCUCUCUAGUCUUAUUCAUUUAAGAGGAACAAUGAGAUUAGGCUUAUGUGUUCUCAGGCUGACAGUGAAACUACAGAAGAAUUUAGAUGGUGGUUUGGCAAUUAGGAUGGGGUGCAACCAUUUCUUUUCACAUUAUUUGCUUAACUUUUUUUAAACCAAAAAAAUAGUAAUGGGUGGGGGGGAUUAGUGACUAGCUUCACUGGACACCCUAGACUCUGUACAGCCAUCUUUACAAAAUUGAAAAAUAUUUUCUUACUUUAUUAGCAUCAUGGAUUGCCUUUCUGAUAUGGAUUGCUCAUCCGAUGAGGAAGGAAACAUAUUACCAAACCUUAGCUGCUCAGGAGCAGGAACUGAGCAAAGUACUACUUCAACACUCUUAUCUGAUGACAACAAAGAGAUAGAUCUAGAUGACAUGCCAAGCUGCUCUACUGCAAGAGUUCAGGAAAGCACUAUAAUCAUUUCAUCUGAUGAUGAGACAGAUGACAUGCCAAGCUGUUCUACUGCAAGAGUUCAGAAAAGGUCUCGGCCAGAGUUCAUUCAGCCGAAUGAACCGAAGCGCGUGAAGACAGCCAACAGCCAGUUUGAAUGUAUGCUCUACCGGGAGAAAUGGCAUGCCAUCAAAGCCAGCAAAGCUUUCUUCAGGGAUAGCACAAGUGUAGCUUCACUGAUGCUAUCCACAGCUACCAAGGUAAACCCUGGUGUUCCAGUAGCAUGUGACGAUGAAUUCGCCUUUCUUGUGGAUACUUCCAGUCUUGAAUUUGACCAGGACCUUACAUGCGACGAGACCGGCAAAUACAAAAAACCCAGUUAUUCCCGAUGUGAGUUGGCCGUGGAUGGUGAACACAACAUAUUUUGGUUAAAAAUGGGUCCCAAGACUGGUACUGAAAGAUACACACUUCUCCGGAGGUAUUAUCCCCACCGUGAUACCCCUGGAUUUUUCAGGACAAUAUAUGAGCUACAAAGGGAUGGAGUGCAGAAAUGUCCAGUCGUCUUAAUACGAUAUGAGUGGAGAGGACAGAAGACAGCAUUAAGAAUGACGGUUCAUGGUCACUGCAGACAGAAUGAUAGCCCCUUCAUCCGAUCAAAGAAGGCCUUGAUUAUAGAACUGAAGAAGCCAUCAUGUCAGUCAGCACAGGACAAGCUGAACGAGAAGUUCAAAAUGCAUGUUGGUAGUGUGGGAGUAGUAGAUGCAUUUUCGUCAUUGCCUCGUGACAGGCAGCAGAUCUACCGGCACGGUACAGGAGGGAAGAAGCAAACUGAUUUCAACAAACUAAUUGAGAAGAAUGCAUCUGGAGAAUUUGUAAGGAGGUCAAUAUAUGUAUUAAAAUUUACCAGCAAGCACACAAGCUAAGCAGUUAGACACAUUAUUGGACACAUUGUUACACUUGUGACUUGACUGGUUACUAAUAUUUUUUGUCAUUGUGUGCAUGAGAUUAGUAUUUUUAGCCUACAUCAGUUGUUGAAAAGCAGUUUUACUAUUUCACUUCAUUCUGACUUACAUGAUUUAGCAUUUUCCAGAAAUGUGCAUCUGAUUACAGACAGUCCAUGUACAGACAGUCCAUGAUAAUAAGGAGGGUGACCUAAUAUCAGCUUACUGGUCUGUCCACUGUCAUGCUGCCCACAGUUGUUGUUUUUGUUUUUUUAAAUCAAAUUACUUGUGGAGAUAUCAUUUAUGGCAUGUUGCUGACCAUACUAAAGUCCAUGCUUGAAAGCAUAUUCCAGAUCUAAUCUUCACAUUUUGAACAUUGAUAGAAAUGUCUGGUAAUUCUAGAGGAGCAGGUUUACAAACAGGAGUAAAGAGCACUUAACAUAUAGCAGUUUGAUGUAAGUUUGAAUAGAACUUCGAUACUCUAACUUUGUUAAAUCAUUUCUGCACAUUUAUGCCCAGGUUUUAGACCACCUAAUUAAGUUACAGUGUCUUUUGCAAUUUUUCCAUGAGCAUUCAACCAAAAGCUCAAAAUGUGAUAUAUUGCUAUUAAUUUAUAGAUUUCUAUAGGGAAUAAUCAGCCAAUAUCAAACUCCUAGCUAGUUUGCAUAAAACCUUUACAACCGUUUCAUGAAAUUAGUUCUACAAUUUACUUUGUUUCUUGUAAUAUUUUUUACUUGUUUUGCUUGAUUGGUUUUUGUUUAUUUUUCACUUCCACUUGA